UGGCUGGCUGGGGCGCGGGCGACGGCGGAGGCUCACGCGCUCGCCCGCGGCUCCGUCAGCUCUCCUUUGCUCCGCCUGCACCGCGGCCCCGGGGACCUGUGACAACAAGAGACAAAAUGACAUGAGAGAUUUGACUGUGCCCUGCAUUGAAGAGCUUCCUGGUCGAAUUAAUCCUUAAAGAGACUGCAGUGGGUUUCAGGAUGGCAAAAGAGGAGCCCCCGAGUACUUCAAAGGACUUGCGGGAGCUGCAGAGGAAGCUAUCUUUGCUGAUAGCGUCUGUCCAGAGUAACUCAAAGGCCCCAGAUUUAGAAGAGGUUAAGAAAAAAUUAGAUUUCUUAAGGACUGUGGUUUCCUUUAUGAAGUCUCCAGUGGGUCAGUACCUGGACCGGCAUCCUUUUCUGACCCUCACCUUGCUGGUAUUUCUUGCUGUGUCAGCCGUUCCUGUUGGCUUCUUCCUGCUCCUCGUGGUGCUUACCUCCCUGGCUGCUUUUGUGGGAGUCAUAUUACUGGAAGGACUGGUUAUCUCCGUGGGCGGCCUCUCACUGCUUUGUGUCCUGUGUGGCUUGGGCUUUGUGUCCCUCGUCAUAUCAGGGACAAUCAUGGUGUCCUACAUGGUAGUCUCCAGCCUCAUCAACUACUGGUUUUCUCUUAGGCUGUUGCCACAACACAACUCCAGUGGUGACUGUCCGCUGGCCAUGAAGUCUGCACACGUAGAGGGGCUCUACCAGGAAUGACCAGCUGAAUGGAACCAAAGGUUUUAUUCAAGCACCUCUGGAACACUGUUGGAUCAUCUUUGCUCGUUAGAAUUAUGACUUAGAAGGGACUGGGUAGUUAAAUACUUCCUGGAGGUGUCCUCUAGCUUUUUCACUUAUUUGUUGGGUCCUACAAUAGACAGUUUUGGAGAUCUUGUUGCUCUGGGUCAGUUCCAUCAGCUGACCCACCCUCAGUAGGAGAAUCAGCAAAGAAUCCCAUGGGCUUGGCGGCUCUCCGAGCCUCUCAUCUCCUCCCCAGAGAUGCAGACCUGACCUUGGCAAGGUCCUGAGCCUCUACAGGCCAGUGACCUGAUUCCCAAAGGCUCAGCUCUUGUAUCUUAAGUCCAGUUUGGGUAACCAUAGAUUGUUUUUCCUUUUUCUUUCUUUUUAAUGAGAGGUGCUUAUUUCUUCACUCAUUUGAAAAAAGAGGUAGGGGGAAAAAUCCAAAAUGGAACAAGCUAUUCUGCCUUAUGAGCCUUUUAUCAGAAAGAUAAACAGCAUUUGGGAAUAAUGGCCUCUCAGACAAAGUUAGAAAAUAGAGUCCAAACUUAUCCUUACGGCCAAGAGCUUUUUUUCUAAGUCUAAAUGUAUCGUUUCCACCAUUGAAUACUGUUCAGUGAUGUUACUCUUUAAAAUAUUUGCACUUGACACUUUUGUAUUAUAUUAGGAAGUUGUCUUGUUAAGCCAUUUAUUCAAAAAGUCCUAUGCAAAUGCUAAACAACUACAAAAUUUUUUUAAAUCCUAUGGGAUUUCUACUUCAGUAGUUUAUUUGCUAUGGUACUUUAUUAAAUCAAUAUUUAUUUAGAUGAGCUCUUUUUCUUUACUCUUUAUUUCAGAAUUCUCUCUAGACAUCAUACCCAUUUAUUCCUUCUGUGUCAAUUUAAUGGCAGAUCCUGGGUAAUAAGGCUUUUCUAGUUGCUAGUGGUAGAUGCUCAACUCAAAAUGCUUUUAAAAAAUGGAAGUAGAGGGGGAAGAGAUUCAUUUUACUGAAAUAAAAAGCCAAGAGGUGGGUCUUUAGGCACUGCUGGAUCCAGGGACUCAAGUGAUGUCAUUAAACAUCUCUCUCUCUUCAUCUCUCAGCACCACUUUUCUCAGUGUUAAGUGACUUUUACCUCCUGUAGAGGUCCCAGCAGCUCUUAAUUUUACAUCAGCCUCAUAGUUAGCACUCCAUAUUGGGCAAAGAGGCUGCUCUUUUCCAAUAAUACAUUCAGAUUUUCUGAGUUUGGCUCUGAUUGGACAGACCUGGGUCAAGUGGGCAACCCCGAACCAAGUGCAGGGGAAAGUGGGGGAUGGAAUACGCUGACGGAUCAGGGCUGGGACAUAUGCGCAUUCAGGAACCAGGAGAGGGAGUGGGUAAGCCCCCUCUGACUCUGCAUAGGUGGGAGUGAUAGGGUAUUAGAGAUGGGAGGACGAUCUGGCCCCAAAGGAAAAGGGGCAGACAGAAGCAAAUGCUUGCUAUUUGAUUCAGGAGAACAUGAAGCCCUUAAUUAAUUUGGAACUUUUCUGUAUCCCGUGAGAGUCAGCCACACCUGUCCCUAAAGGUGCCUUCAACUCUAGAGAACGGGAACUGCAUAUUCCUGCCAAUACAUGGGAGUAUAAUAUUAAUAUUAACAGUUACUGUUUAUUGAAUGUUUCCUACUUAAAUGCAAGUGUCUGCUACUAGCUGUCUAAACUAAAUACCCUGCUGGGUUCUGAGCUUCAGAAAUGAAGAGUGAAAAGGCCCUUGGCCUCCUGAAGUUUACUUUCUAACGUAGGAGUCACUUAAGUGUAUUAAUUAUCUCUUGUUGCAUAACGGUUUACAAAGAGCAUGUUUGUUUUCCCACAUUUUUGGUAUGUUAGAAAUACAGGUCUGGCUUAGCUGAG
This is a messenger RNA of Dama dama (fallow deer), 2615 nucleotides long. RefSeq names its product lipid droplet assembly factor 1 (gene LDAF1). NCBI's taxonomy places the organism in Eukaryota, Metazoa, Chordata, Mammalia, Artiodactyla, Cervidae. The transcript has 6 exons. Bases 201 to 734 code for a protein of 177 amino acids. The record is from RefSeq and is a predicted model, not a curated record.